AUGCAGCAAUACCACGAGUCGUCCGUAUCGCAGCCAGGCAGGCCAACCUAUUAUCUCUCUCUCUGCUUGAUUCGCUUCAUUCAACGACUAGGUCUGAAUCUUCCGAGUCAUUCGAUGCAAAGUCAAAUACAUGAGCUCGCAAAGACCCUUCCACCACCAAGGAAACAGAAUACUGCCUGUGACGCUUGCCGAUCUCGGAAAGUGAAAUGCGUCAAGUUACCAACUGAGUCCAAGGUAUGUGGUCACUCGAGCUUUGUCAACGCGUCUCAAUAUCAUCCCACAGUGCCAAGUGGGCAUUUAUCUCUUUCCUUUGUCGCCACAAAUAACCUACUUGACUAGCACUGUCUGUCGAAGAACUAUCCCUGCACGUCCGUUCAUCAGCAUUACGAUCUAGUAUUUCCUCGUUGAUCCACGAGCAGCCAUUAUGUACAACAAGCCACAAGCGAGAAGAAGAAGUCAACUACCCUCACUCGAAGGCCGAGGAAUCUUUCUGCUGCCAGGUAUAUUGCAUCUUUCAUUGUCGUCGUUCCGUCUUGACCGUGGUCUAGCCCCCCAGGGCCCGGUCCGUCCAAGAUGUAAUGACCUUCCCUAUGCUGAGCAAACAUCCACUCACCCUAAAUGCAGCAUCGCUCCGUCUGACGGCGUGUCUUCACCAACCAAUCAGCUCUCCGUAGCACCUCACGCUCUUCCGCUGUUAGUCAAGUAUGGAUUCUACCCACCAAUCACGCUCAAAACGCCGACGCGAGAAGUCCUUUCCUAUGUGUUUGCAGCCCCAGAGAAUGCAAAUCCUCCUGGAUCGUUUUCGCAGUGGGGAGAACUGGCUCACAAACUUGACUCUGACGUAUUUCGCGCCGAGUUCGCACUAGAUCUUGUUGAAGUAUUUUUCCAAAUCGUCCACACACGCAUCCCCCUUCUCAACCCCGAACAAUUCCGCAGUCAACUACGGCUCCAACCGGGAGAUAACAGUGUUUCAGAUGACACAUUGCAUCCUGCGUUGGUCGCCACCGUAAUAGCAUGGGGAACCAAAUUCUCUGAGCACCCUUUGCUCGUCGCUGAUCGUCAACGACCUGGCGGACAGAGUUUAUUGGCCAAGACACUAAUUGACCGUGCGCGAGACCUUGCAGAAGCGCUCAAGGUCCAUCGUAUUCCGUCACCAGAUCACGUUGUCAUCGGUCUUCUCCUUGAACCACUCCAAAGUCAAAACCCGGAUGAUCCAAACAGAUUCCACUGUUUCUGGGUCAGCGCAGCUACUCGACAUCUUCUUGACCUGCAAGUAAAUCACAAAUCGGUGCUCACGACCAUAUCCGCGCCUGACGCGCGAGGGACCAUGAUAUUUGCAUUUUGGAUGGCCUGCAUCGCGGAUGCAUAUGGCUCUGUCUAUUAUCGUCACAAACCCGUUCUCGACGAUGAUGAUUAUGACAUUGAUUUCUAUACUGUGGAUCCGACUCCUCCAGAAGUUGACUCACAUACGCCUGCGCCGAACCCUAGGGAACAACUAGAGUUUCUAGGUUAUUAUCGCGCUGCCCAUGCUCUCGCCCGCGUUGCCCGGUCAAUGUCAAGACAUUUAUGGCGGCCAUCAACAGACUCAGAUGGCAUUCCCUUCGAUGUUCUCUAUGGGCUGACAUCCCAGCUGAGUUCAUGGCGCGACGAAUUUCUUACCCUUGUUGGAGUACCCAGCAACUUCGAGGGCGAGUGGGACUUUGUGUCGGCCGUCUCCUCUUGUGCCAGCGAUGCGACUUAUCACGUCAUGUGGGUUGUGCUGUUCUCUGCUCUCGAUGAUUUUGGAGUCAAGGAAGUCAACGAGGUCAUUCGGAUGAACCAACCUAUUAGCAUGGUCCCGAACUAUUCCCAAAUAGACUUGGUCAUGCGAAAAGUGGCUGACGAGGCAUUACAUGGCGCUCUUCGAAUAGCUGGUUUGGCCGGCGUUCUGACAUCAAAUGGCUACCUCCGACUCGAUCCAGCCGUCAUGCUCGUCAGUGUUGUCCAAUCCGGAAACCUUCUCGCUCGCCUUGGCCGUCCAGAAGUAUCGAACUGUGUUGCUGGUCUUGAGCAAUACAGCUAUUCUUACGAAGAGGCAGGGGAGCAGGCGUCAGAUAUCAGAAAAAUCUACAACCAGGUUCGCGCAGGAGAGCUAGAGUUGCAGCACAUGGCCGGUGUUGCUCCUCGAAUGUCUUAUGAUGGAUCAGACCCUCAACAAGGGCAACAAAUGAUCAUUGACGAUCCGUCGUUGAUGUCCAACGGAAUGCAGAGUCCGUCGGAAUAUGGACCGUCUACGGAGUACAGCAUGUAUUCAAGAUGA
Molecule: messenger RNA, 2299 nt
Organism: Mycena indigotica
Lineage: Eukaryota; Fungi; Basidiomycota; Agaricomycetes; Agaricales; Mycenaceae
Exons: 16
Coding region: 425-2299 (624 amino acids)
Biological process (GO): DNA-templated transcription
Cellular component (GO): nucleus
Molecular function (GO): DNA binding; zinc ion binding
Source: RefSeq, a predicted model, not a curated record